Messenger RNA from Apodemus sylvaticus (European woodmouse), 240 nucleotides. RefSeq names its product beta-defensin 15-like. Gene Ontology annotation, cellular component: extracellular region. The coding region runs from base 1 to 240 and encodes 79 amino acids. The transcript has 2 exons. Lineage: Eukaryota; Metazoa; Chordata; Mammalia; Rodentia; Muridae. Gene Ontology annotation, biological process: innate immune response. The record is from RefSeq and is a predicted model, not a curated record.
AUGAAGACAGUCUUAUUUCUCUUUGCUGUUCUCUUCUUUCUGGACAAAGCCAAGAAUGCCUUUUUCAAUGAGAAAUGCACCAGGAUCAACAGGAGAUGCACAGCAUCUUGUCUGAAGAACGAAGAACUUGUUGCUCUCUGCCAGAAGAAUUUGAAGUGCUGCGUGACAGUCCAGCCCUGUGGAUGGAGCAAGGGCAACGAGUCGGAUGAGGGCUCAGGCCACAUGGGGACCUGGGGAUGA